This is a messenger RNA of Triticum aestivum (bread wheat), 1469 nucleotides long. RefSeq lists its product as uncharacterized. NCBI's taxonomy places the organism in Eukaryota, Viridiplantae, Streptophyta, Magnoliopsida, Poales, Poaceae. The record is from RefSeq and is a predicted model, not a curated record. Bases 97 to 978 code for a protein of 293 amino acids. The transcript has 8 exons.
CAGUACCCGCAGUGGACACACGCUUAGCUUUAGCUACGUAGGCGCAGCAGCCGGAAACUAGCUAGCAGGUCGAGAAGGCCGGCCGGAGGUAGGGAGAUGGCAGGGCACCACAGCCCCUCGGCGGCCUCGGCACUGCGUGAAAAAGACACGCUGGUGAGGUGUCUCGUGGGAUCAGGUCCCGGCGGCGGCGCUCAUGCCGGGACCUUCGGCGCUGUGCGGGACUUCCUCAUCCAGUUCCGCGACCAAGGAAUCCCCUGGGUCCGCAUCUACGAGUCAACCCCGGCUUGGCAGCAGCAAUCCGGCGGGCUGCUGAUCCAGGAUUGGGACGGAGACGCCGCGGCGGAGGGAGCCAAGGUGUUCUUCACGCUCAUCACCACAAGGAGGGGCGGCGCCAUUAACAGGAGGGCACUGGGAGGCGGGACGUGGACAAGCAAGGCCGCGCCCAGGGUAGGGGACGAGGUCGCCGUCAGCACACUGUACUUCAAACGGGGCGGGUCCAGCGGCAGAUUAUUCACCGCCUUGGAGAUCCAUCUCAGAAACGAGCCCCAAGUUGCUAUCUGCCUGCUGCAUCCGACUAACUAUCUGUAUAGCAUUCGGGAUUUGAGGCUCUACAUCGACCAGGGAUGGUUCCCGGGAGGAACUCAAGCAAACCUGGGCGCGGAGCAAUAUCAAGAUCCUGAUGUUCCUGGAUUCGUGAGUGGUUCACGUGCUGAUUACACCACUAUUCUGUUUUCUAGCAGUGAGACUAUUUACGACCAGCAAUCGAUUCAUUCCUCCGGGGCUGCUCUGCCACCUCAUGAUGCAUCUCUGGAUGCUAUUUCUCACCACCUGUUUUCAGAAAACAACUCAACGCCAGAGUUUGGUGGACAGUAUUCUCAUGCUGAUGAAAUAUCAAUCCUUAAUGAAUACUACAAUACCUUGAUGGGGACCAACUCCAACUCAGGAUUGCAUGCCUUAUCCGCAGCAUUCUCAAGUUGAUGAUACGUCAUCCCCGGACUACGACUACAAUCCUUUCGGAGAGUUUUGAGAUUGAGAGAUGACAUAUGAGCAGUGCUGUCUGUACAUAUUAUUUCUUGUACAGUUUCUAAUUAUGAACUCUUGAAUAAUCUUGUCCCGGUGGACAAUGCUGUAUUUUAUGAGUCUUGGUAGGAAUGUAUAUGUUUGGUAUAAAAUCGGUGAAGGGUGCAUGUAGUGUAUGACAUCGCUUUGACGGAGGAGGUGCUGAUUGUACGGGACUGAACUGAAGGCAAGACAGCAGCAAGCAAGCACUGACAACGUGUGGAUUGAAUAUAGCUCAGACGGCUGAGAGCCGGAGGUCAUCAGGCACGAUGCUCAACGCCGGAGGUCAAUUGUAAUUUUUAUGUAAUAUAAUUUGCCCUAGUGUUGCAAUAUGUACAAAUAUUUUAGUAUUUUAGCCUGUGAUUCAUCGGUCCAUAUUAAUGUUAUUGUGUGAAUAAAUGUUUAUCAAA